AGGCAGAGGAGGCGGCGAAGGAGGAGGAGGGAGAACCCCGUGCAACGUUGGGACUUGGCAGCCCGCCUCCCCCUGCCCAAGGAUAUUUAAUUUGCCUCGGGAAUCGCUACUUCCAGAGGGGAACUCAGGAGGGAAGGCGCGCGCGCGCCUGGAGGGGCCACGCGGGGACCCCGGCCGCUGCUCCCUCCCUGCGCGGGACUCAGCGGAGGAGGAGAGAGAUGCAUCUUCGCUGUUUUUCGGCUGUGGCGGCCGAGAGGAGACUUGGCUCUUGGCGGAUUGUAGCUGCGCUCACCCCGGACGCCCUGCCUCGCGCUUGGGCAUGAAACGCCCGUGAACUCCGACCGCGUUAUCUUCCCCUGCGCAGCCACUGCGUCCUCCUUCAGCGGCCCCUCCCUCCCCAGCGCGGGGGGCGGCGUGGAUUUCGGAACCUGGGUUUCUGCUGCCUCCAGCCCUGUUUGCAUGUGCCGGGCCGCGGCAAGGAGCCUCCGCCCCCCACCCAGUUGUUUUUCGGCACCUCCCUCGGCUCCACGGCGGUGGCGGCGGCAGCAUGGCGAGCCCACCGGAUACCGAGGGCUUCUCGGACGUGCGCAAGGUUGGCUACCUGCGCAAACCCAAAAGCAUGCACAAGCGCUUUUUCGUGCUGCGGGCAGCCAGCGAGGCCGGGGGCCCGGCGCGUCUGGAGUACUAUGAGAACGAGAAGAAGUGGCGGCACAAGUCGAGCGCCCCCAAACGCUCGAUCCCCCUGGAGAGCUGCUUCAACAUCAACAAGCGGGCUGACUCCAAGAACAAGCAUCUGGUGGCUCUCUACACCCGGGAUGAGCACUUUGCCAUUGCGGCGGACAGCGAGGCCGAGCAAGACAGCUGGUACCAGGCUCUCCUGCAGCUGCACAACCGUGCCAAGGGCCACCACGACGGGGCUGCGGUGCCCGGAGCGGGAGGCUGUGGGGGCAGCUGCAGCGGCAGCUCCGGUCUUGGGGAGGCCGGGGAGGACUUGAGCUAUGGAGAUGGACCCCCAGGACCUGCGUUCAAGGAGGUCUGGCAGGUGAUCCUGAAGCCCAAGGGCUUGGGUCAGACAAAGAACCUGAUUGGCAUCUACCGCCUCUGCCUGACCAGCAAGACCAUCAGCUUCGUGAAGUUGAAUUCUGAGGCAGCGGCCGUGGUGCUGCAAUUGAUGAACAUCAGGCGUUGCGGCCACUCGGAGAACUUCUUCUUCAUCGAGGUGGGCCGUUCUGCAGUGACGGGGCCUGGUGAGUUCUGGAUGCAGGUAGAUGACUCGGUGGUGGCCCAGAACAUGCAUGAGACGAUCCUGGAAGCCAUGCGGGCUAUGAGCGAUGAGUUUCGCCCCCGCAGCAAAAGCCAGUCUUCAUCCAACUGCUCCAACCCCAUCAGCGUCCCCCUGCGCCGGCACCAUCUCAACAACCCUCCGCCCAGCCAGGUGGGACUGACCCGCCGGUCUCGCACGGAGAGCAUCACUGCUACCUCUCCAGCCAGCAUGGUGGGCGGGAAGCCUGGUUCCUUCCGCGUGCGCGCUUCCAGUGAUGGUGAGGGCACCAUGUCCCGUCCAGCCUCGGUGGAUGGCAGCCCUGUGAGUCCUAGCACCAACAGAACGCAUGCCCACCGGCAUCGAGGCAGCUCCCGCCUGCAUCCCCCACUCAACCACAGCCGCUCCAUCCCCAUGCCUUCCUCGCGCUGCUCACCUUCGGCCACCAGCCCCGUGAGCUUGUCGUCCAGCAGCACCAGUGGCCACGGCUCCACUUCAGACUGCCUCUUUCCAAGGCGCUCGAGCGCUUCUGUUUCUGGCUCCCCCAGUGACGGUGGUUUCAUCUCUUCUGAUGAAUAUGGCUCUAGUCCCUGUGAUUUCCGAAGUUCUUUCCGCAGUGUCACCCCAGAUUCCCUGGGCCACACCCCACCGGCCCGUGGAGAGGAGGAGCUGAGCAACUACAUCUGCAUGGGUGGCAAGGGGGCCUCCACCCUGACGGCUCCCAAUGGUCACUACAUUUUGUCUCGGGGUGGCAAUGGCCACCGCUACAUCCCAGGAGCGGGCUUGGGCACCAGCCCAGCAUUGGCUGGGGAUGAAAUAGCCAGUGCUGCAGAUCUGGAUAAUCGGUUUCGGAAGAGGACUCACUCAGCAGGGGCGUCCCCUACUAUUUCCCACCAGAAGACCCCCUCCCAGUCCUCAGUGGCUUCCAUUGAGGACUACACAGAGAUGACACCUGCCUGCCCACCAGGAGGUGGCAGUGGAGGCCGACUGCCCAGCUACCGGCACUCCGCCUUUGUGCCCACCCACUCCUACCCAGAGGAGGGUCUAGAGAUGCACCCCACAGAGCACCGUGGGGGUCACCACCGCCCAGACCCCUCCAGCCUCCACACAGAUGAUGGCUACAUGCCCAUGUCGCCAGGGGUGGCCCCUGUGCCUGGCAACCGAAAGGGCAGUGGGGACUAUAUGCCCAUGAGUCCCAAGAGCGUGUCUGCCCCACAGCAGAUCAUCAACCCCAUCAGACGCCACCCCCAGAGAGUAGACCCUAACGGCUACAUGAUGAUGUCUCCCAGUGGGAGCUGCUCCCCUGACAUGGGAGGUGGGUCGAGCAGCAGUAGCAGCAUUAGCGUCGCCCCUUCCGGGGGUAGCUAUGGGAAGCUGUGGACCAAUGGAGUUGGAGGCCACCACUCUCAUGCCCUGUCUCAUCCCAAGGCCCCUCUGGAGAGCGGUAGUGGCAAGCUCUUGCCUUGUACAAGUGACUACAUGAACAUGUCGCCCGUUGGAGACUCCAAUACCAGCAGCCCCUCUGAAUGCUAUUAUGGCCCUGAGGACCCCCAGCACAAACCUGUCCUAUCCUAUUACUCAUUGCCAAGGUCUUUCAAGCACACCCAACGCCCCGGGGAACUGGAGGAAGGAGCCCGGCAUCAGCACCUCCGCCUUUCCUCCAGCUCUGGUCGUCUUCUCUACACUGCAGCAGCAGAAGAUUCUUCCUCUUCCACCAGCAGCGACAGCCUGGGUGGGGGCUACUGUGGGGUGAGGCCAGAGCCUGGCCUCCCACACCCCCACCACCACGUCCUGCAGCCCCGUCUGCCCCGAAAGGUGGACACAGCUGCACAGACCCACAGCCGCCUGGCCCGGCCUACAAGGCUAUCCCUGGGGGAUCCCAAGGCCAGCACCUUACCUCGGGCUCGGGAGCAGCAACCACAGCCACCCCUGAUACACUCUCCAGAGCCCAAAAGCCCAGGGGAAUAUGUAAAUAUUGAAUUUGGGAGUGACCAGCCUGGCUACUUAUCUGGUCCCAUGGCUUCCCGCAGUGGCCCUUCUGUCCGGUGUCCCUCUCAGCUCCAGCCAGCUCCCAGAGAGAAGGAAACUGGCACCGAGGAGUACAUGAAUAUGGACCUGGGCCCUGGCCGGAGGGCAGUCUGGCAGGAGGGUGGUGGGGCUGAGAUGGGCAGAGUGGGCCCAGCACCUCCAGGGGCCACUAGUGUUUGCAGGCCUACCCGGGCAGUGCCUAGCAGCCAGGGUGACUACAUGACCAUGCAGAUGGGUUGUCCUCGUCAGAGUUACGUGGACACCUCACCCGUCGCUCCUGUCAGCUAUGCUGAGAUGCGGACAGGAAUUGCAGAAGAGGUGAGCCUGCCCAGGGCCACCAUGGCCACUCUCUCUUCAUCUGCAGCAGCCCCUGCUUCCCCCACACCACCUCCAGGAGCAGCUGAGUUGGCUGCCCACUCAUCCCUGCUGGGGGGUCCACAGGGACCUGGGGGCACGAGCGCCUUCACCAGGGUAAAUCUCAGUCCCAACCGCAACCAGAGUGCCAAAGUGAUCCGUGCAGACCCACAAGGGUGUCGGAGGAGGCACAGCUCAGAAACCUUCUCCUCAACGCCUACUGCCACCCGGGUGGGCAACAUGGUGCCCUUUGGAGGGGAUGCUGCAGUCGGGAGCAGCGGUGGUGGCAGCAGCAGCAGUGAGGAUGUGAAACGCCACAGCUCUGCGUCUUUUGAGAAUGUGUGGCUAAGACCCGGGGAGCUAGGGGGAGCACCCAAGGACACAGCCCAAGUGUGUGGGGCAGCUGGGGGUUUGGAAAAUGGUCUUAACUACAUAGACCUGGAUUUGGUCAAAAACUUGAAACAGCGCCCUCAGGAGCGCCCCCCUCAACUGCAGCCUCCCCUGCCCCCAGCCCCUCAUCAGCCCCUGGGUGGCAGUGAGAGCAGCUCAACCAGCCGCUCCAGCGAGGAUUUAAGCGCCUAUGCCAGCAUCAGUUUCCAGAAGCAGCCGGAGGACCACCAGUAGUUCGACUGGACAUCACAGCAGAAUGAAGACCUAAAUGACCUCAGCAGAUCCUCCUUUCACUCGUGGGUACCCAGACUAUUUCAUGCUUCACACCCAGGACCUCAGAUCUUCCUCCUCAGUAGAUGGUACGAUGCGUCCAUUUCAGUUUGUUUACUUUAUAUAAUCCUCAGGAGUUCGUUGACUGAACUGCACAUUCUACAGUGUGCCAAGCAAAAAAAAAAAAAAAAAAAAAAGCACUGUGACACCAAAAGAAUGCAUCGGCUUGAACUUCAGCGUGACCCUUAUGGACAUGGCCGGCCACAGCGAGCUGAUGUGCCCACCAUCAUGCCGUGAGAGAAUGGGCUUCCUCCUCGCACUGCAUUCACAAGAUGCGUUUCAUCUGCUGCUGAAACUGUGUUUGACAAAGCAUCGUUGUAAAUUAUUUCAUACAAUACUGUUCACAUUGGGUGGAGAGAGUAUUAAAUAUUUAACAUAGGUUUUGAUUUAUCUGUGUAAUUUUUUAAAUGGAAAAGUAACAUUUCUUAAAGCACAUCUUUUUUUUGGAUGUGGAACUGAGGUAUACAAUGUUCUGUUGUAAAGGGUGGAGCAGAUGCUUAGAACAAGGCCGCAAAGAGUAGAAUAGGGUAUAAUCCUCAUUUUAAGAUUGUAAUUCAGAAAAAUAAUAUAAUAAGAAUCAUAGUGCCAUAGAUGAUUCUCAAUUGUACAGUUACAUUUGCUGGUACUAUCUGUUGUAAUAUAAACUUGAUGUUGAGCUGAGUUCCUUACAAGAAUUAAUCUUAAUUUUGUAUUUUUUUUUCCUGUAAGCCAAUAGGCCACGUUAAUUAAAUUGAAGAAGGAUAUAUUCUACUGGGGUAUUUUCAAGUGUCAGCUGAAAAUUAGCUAUUGAAUGGAAGAAAAGGAAAUCGAAGUCUUCCAUUGUAUAUGUUGUAAAGAGAAGGCGACCUGGGUGAUCCCGUCAAAUCAAAAGCUCUCUUUGGAAUGAACAAUGUGGGUGUUUGUAAAUUCUGGAAAUGUCUUUCUAUUCAUAAUAAACUAGAUAUGUUGAGCUUUUCUUCUCUCCCCUCCCCUCCCCAACUUCUAUAAACUCCCUGCUCCAUUCCCACCAUUUAUUUUCUGUGCACACGUUAUGAUAUUUCAUUUCCUGCAUUAUUGAGAGAAGGAGUUUAAGACAAGUGAAUACUUGCUAAACAGAUAUUAAAUUUCCAGAAAAAAAACUUUUUUUUUUCAAAAAAGUAAUGACAACCAAGGCUAUAUGUUAGUGUCUUUAAGACCCUUAUCUCAUGUAUUCCGAGAAUUUCCAGUGUUAGAUUAUGUAACUGAAUGUAACUGGCCCAUUUCCCCUGGUGGGUACUGGCCUAUUAGUGAUUAGUUAAUAAGACACUGUACAGAGAGCACAUAAAAUCAUAAUGACCUGCUAUUGAAACAUCGAACUAGCAGUGCAACUGUUAACUCUUGUUUAGAAAGUAUACGGAUCGUGGAAUUUUUCCUUGUAAAACAGAAAUGGCAGUGACCACACUGAAAGACAUUGCCUGCAAAAUUUUAAAGCCUUUUGCUGGGAAGCCUCUUAGAGGUUCAUGAAUCAAUGUAGAUAUCAGACUCCCUUGGAGUCAGUGAACUCUCUGUCAGGCAUUGCGAGCCCUGCUGUUGAGAGGAGCAGUAUUUUGCUAUCUGGAAGUGGUUGAGCUCCAAGUGGGGCUACAAGAAAGGGGCUGGGAUUGGAGCGCACUACAGUGGCUGCAGUCCUGACUUGCUAGCUGGGGAGCCCCACUCUGCUCCAAAGGGAGUGGAGAUAAGCGGAACCUCCAUGCCACUAAGACCCGUGUUACUGCUUAUUUAAUCAGAUGGCAUGUACCUCACGGACUGUUGUACAAUGUUCAUUGUUGCGGAUUUUAAUCAUUUGCAUGCUCAUCAGCUUCCAAAAUAGGUCUGUAGCCCUACAAAUCCAUUGUUUUCUAGGAACUGGCUGAAUUACAUCAUUUCCUAUUAGUACAGAACACCGUCAGUUUUGACCAUCUGAUAUGAAUGUUAUUUUUUUUUCAAAUUUUUCUCCUUUGUAAAAAAGUCUUUCUUAGCCAAACUAAUUUUUAAGUUUUGAAGUAUUCUGAUUCACACUCUUGCUAGCGUAAGAAUGCAAGCUGUCCUGCUCUUUUCUUUUGGGGACUGAAGUAAAGAGGGAAAGCGCCAUUCAUUUCCCUAUAAAGCAGGUUAUCAUUUCUCAAGGAACCCAGACUUUGAAUAUGUAUUGCCAACACACCUCUGCAUGCAGAAUUAUCAACACCCUUUGGGUGAAAACAAAAAUGAACAGACUGGAAAAUCCGUCUCUUCAUUAUUCUCUGCUUAACAUUUUGUUGAGUAAAAUAAUCAUAAAGGUAGAUCUUAUUUAAGCUGCUUCUAGAGGUACUCUAGCUGGGUUAGUUGGCAGUAGCAAACUUUACUGAUUUAAAACUGGAAGUUGCUGAUACUCCAGCCCCAAACACAUGCUCUGGCUACUUGAACCAUUUACUUGGAACACAUCAGCUGCUAACUCAGUGUGUUUGGUUCCUAUUGCAGAGAGAGUUGGCUUUUAUCUAUUUCAAAGUAUUUGUAGACCCUCCAACAGCAUACAUUAGUGGGGCUUUUAGUGACCUCUGGUCAACCUAGAAGUUAGUGGCUUUUUCUUUAUGAGACCCACCUUUUACAGAAUUCUUUCUUAGAGACUUAGGCAGCGUUUAAAAAAUUCUCCUUUGUGAAAAGAACAAAUGCUUCAUGGCUUUGAUGAUAUCUUCAUUCUGGGCAAAAUCAUGGCCUGAGGACCAGCUGGGAGUAAGGAGAAUCCAUUAAUGAUCAACCACCUGGGUCAAUAAGGACAAAUCAGUACCGAUGUUGUGUUUCUGGCUAUUUCUUGCUAACUUUCAAAGGUCAGGGACUUUCCUGACUAAUCUAAUGGAUAGCAAAUAAAAUAAAAUCUACUCAGAAUCAUCUAGCCAGAAGCACAGUUUUUUUUAAAAAACUAUUUCUUUGCCUUUUCUAGCACUUCUUUCCAUGUGAGACACAGUACUAUAAAACAAUUUUGCUAUACUGUAAGAGACUGCAUUUUAUGGUCCCAAAGCCCUGUUUUAUUCAUUCUUGCAUCCUGAGUGCAGUAUGCCAUGCAGUAGGAAACUUCCGUUUUCUUUACUACAGGUGAUUGGAAGGUGGAGGAAGAGGCUUAUACCCCACUGACAGUAAGAACCAUGAAAAGUACUAGGGCUGUGAAGGGCUAUCACACCGGGGACAGUGAGCAUAUAUCUGGAAUCACGCUGCUCUUACAGAGCUCCGUAGGUCAGUUCAUCACCCAGGCAGGCUCCGAAGCCUGAGAUGGAGAAGGGAAGACUUGACUGAAACAGUGCAAAGGACCCCUUGGAAGGCACACAAAGGAGAGUGGGUAAAAGCCAGGUGCACAGUGAUGUCUUUGCAGCGACUGAUGGGGAUUGGUGUUCCCAGGACAGGGUGAAUGUUGGGGCUGAUGCCGAAUUCUGUAUGUGGGCUAUGGGAAUUUGAAGGGAGAGGCAUGCUCUUCUAGAAGCGUGUGGCAGUCAGACCUUGCCUGUACUGAAACAAAGGCCUCCACGCAGGCUGUAUGCUUGAUACAGAGAGCAGUCAGCAAACCAUUCAGGGUUUCAUGCUGGUGCCUUUAGCCAUUUCUAAAGCCAAGCUGAGAUUUUCAAGGUCCUUUCAUACAUAGCUCUAUAAAUCUGUCUCCUGAGUGUCGCUGCAGGAUGCAUGGGUCAGGGAGUAUGUCCGGUAUGCUUGGAAUCAGAGCAUCAGAUGAGAUACUGGGCGGGGGGGGGAGGCUUGAGUGCAGUUGAAGGUCCUUGGCCCUACUCUUAAAAGAUUUGUUAUUCAUAAGCAGCAUAUAAUUAGCUAAUAUGAUUAGAAAAUGUAUGACUUAGAUGGAGCAUUGUCUUCCUUUCUUAGCUUGUCGUUGGCAUUUGUGGUGUAUACACCGAGAGACCUGGUGUCUUAUCUUAGCCUUGUACCAUUCACCUGGCAUUUAAAUCCCUCAUUGCUUACGCUUUUCUUUUCCCCAGUGUUAAUUCCAAUGCCAUAUAGUAGGAUGAAUUUACUACACAGGAAAACAUGUCCGUAUCUGUGCGGACACCAUUAGUGCAUUUCUCUUUUCAUUGUAGAACGUCGCCAUUGGCCUGAGAGUGUAGUUCCCAGAACAAUGUUUUUUUUUUCUUGCAAACUACUUUCCUUAUACAUCUUGGCUACAGGGUAGGCCAAAUGAAUUACGUGUUUAUUUUCAGUUACUGUGUGUGCAGUUUGGUUUAUCAUCUGAAGAUGGUGGAGCUGCUCAUGGUGCUACUUCAUCUGUGUACAAGAGACCAACGCAUGGUCUGUAUUGCUACCAAAACAUUUACUGUAUAUAUGUGUAUAACAUACGUACUAUGUAUAUAUGUAAUGGGUACCAGGCCAGGUUUAUAGUUUUCAUUUAGAAGUGUUUCACUUUUCCAAGUUUUCUUUAUAGUGUUGUGCUUAUUUUCAUUUUUGCCCCCUGGUUCUGUCUGGUACUUAGAACUGUAGUGUCUUCAUUGUUAAUUAAAGAAAACUGUCUGAAUGAAUUCACAGAUGUGA
Octodon degus (degu) is the source of this 8863-nucleotide messenger RNA. RefSeq names its product insulin receptor substrate 1 (gene Irs1). Gene Ontology annotation, biological process: insulin receptor signaling pathway. NCBI's taxonomy places the organism in Eukaryota, Metazoa, Chordata, Mammalia, Rodentia, Octodontidae. The record is from RefSeq and is a predicted model, not a curated record. The transcript has 2 exons. The coding region runs from base 548 to 4267 and encodes 1239 amino acids. Gene Ontology annotation, cellular component: plasma membrane; cytosol. Gene Ontology annotation, molecular function: phosphatidylinositol 3-kinase binding; insulin receptor binding.